AUGACUAUUAGCUUAAGUUUUAUAAUAGCUGCUGGUCUUAUUCUUUUCCUUGCCUCUCGAUAUGCUACAGGUCAAGCCAUAAUGAGAAUCCCACUCAAAACGAAAACUUUGUGGAACAAGGACGAUGUAAGUUUAACAAAUGUUAAUGACAAUACUUACUUCGGGCAAAUUAUGGUAGGAACUCCGGGUCAGCCUUUCAACGUGUUGUUUGACACCGGGAGUUACGACCUGUGGGUUCCUUCUUUAAAAUGGCCUAAACCGAGAGGCAAAAAGUAUAGAUCAAGCGCAUCAAAAACUUUCAUACCCAAUGGGAAGAAAGCAGAAAUCAGAUAUGGAGCAGGUUCUCUGAAGGGGUUCAUAAGCAACGAUACGAUCGAGAUAGGCGGGUUACGCGUCAGGUACCAAGAGUUCAUCGAGGCAACUGAAUCUCCGGGUAAACAGAUUUACCAAAGGCCGUGGGAUGGCAUAUUUGGACUUUCAGGCAUAUCGAAAUCGACCAUUACAGGAAUUCGUCCCGUCUGGAGAACGAUGAUGGAUAAAGGGGUGGUUACAAAGAAAGUGUUCUCGAUAUGGCUUCGACGGUAUAGUGAUUCUGCUGAAGACGGUGGAGAAAUAGUCUUUGGAGGUACAGACCCACAGCACUUCACGGGAGCUCAUACCUACGUUGUUGCUGAAGGGACUCUUAACACAUUCAAGAUGUACUCCUUUUUUGUGGGCAAAAUUGACACCAAAGUUUGCUCCAAGGGAUGCAAUGUUGUUGUGGACUCGGGGAGUACAUACAUUCGUGGUCCACCUAAUUUGAUCGUCAAGAUUAAUAAGCAAAUCGAAGUAGCAGCAGACUGCUCUAAUUAUGACAAGCUGUCUGAAGUUAUAAGCUUCACAAUAGCUGCAAAGACUUUUACCCUCACACCACGCGAUUACAUUGAGAGAAAGAAUGGGAAAUGCAAGAGUGUAUUCUCGGACAGUGCGACUAAUUUUUGGCAACUUGGCACGCCAUUCAUUCGAGCAUUUCAUACUGUUUGGGACUACCAGACUCCAGGAACUGUUAAAGUCGGAUUCGCCAAGUCCAAAUAA
Messenger RNA from Raphanus sativus (radish), 1074 nucleotides. Its product is annotated as aspartic proteinase A3-like. The transcript has 6 exons. Gene Ontology annotation, biological process: proteolysis. Lineage: Eukaryota; Viridiplantae; Streptophyta; Magnoliopsida; Brassicales; Brassicaceae. Gene Ontology annotation, molecular function: aspartic-type endopeptidase activity. The record is from RefSeq and is a predicted model, not a curated record. The coding region runs from base 1 to 1074 and encodes 357 amino acids.